This is a messenger RNA of Spathaspora passalidarum NRRL Y-27907, 6036 nucleotides long. RefSeq names its product putative ubiquitin-protein ligase. Lineage: Eukaryota; Fungi; Ascomycota; Pichiomycetes; Serinales; Debaryomycetaceae. Gene Ontology annotation, molecular function: ubiquitin protein ligase activity. Gene Ontology annotation, biological process: protein polyubiquitination; proteasome-mediated ubiquitin-dependent protein catabolic process. Bases 1 to 4653 code for a protein of 1550 amino acids. The transcript is spliced from 2 exons. The record is from RefSeq and is a predicted model, not a curated record. Gene Ontology annotation, cellular component: nuclear speck.
AUGGUCAAACCGCAAAACGAGAAACCAAACCAAUACCAAACCCAGACAACAGCACCAGGCGCACCAGGCGCACCAGGCGCACCAGGCCCGUCCGCCACAUCUGGCAACAUACCACUAGGAACACACACCGAUGAUGAAGAUGAAUACGACAGUUUGGUACGAUUGUCGCACCAGGCCCAGACCCGAACUCUGGAGGACGAAGACGACGGCGAAGACGAGGAGGAGGAAGGAGGCCUAGAUGAUGACGAUGACGACGACGACGAUGAUGACGAAGGCGAAGAUUAUGAUAUGAUUGAGCCGGCUACCUUCUUGCAGAGCUUGUUGCAACUACGUGGAAGAAGAGGGAAUGACGAUGAUGACGACCGUUUUGAAGAGGUUGACAAUGCCAAUGAGGGCGAGGAAGAGGAUAUCAAUGAAGACGACGAUGAUCCUCGUGCCGAGUUCUUGCGUGCUAUUGGCGCAUUAUCUGGCAGAAGAGAAGGCGAUCAAACAACACCAGGCGGCGCCAUUGCGGGUGGUACCGCUGGUGGAUUUGUUGAUGUUAUGCAGAGACUUAUGGGCGGCGGAAUGAUGUUUGGUGAACGAGAAGGAAACAGUGAGAUUGACGCCUUGAUUAACAACUUGAACCAGCGGGAAGACACCUACAUCAUGCUUGAAUCGUUGAAUGAACUAUCUGAACGUCUUCUUAUGAUGAAUGGUAUCACCGCUGAACGUUUGAUCCCAGCAAACAAAUUGGCCAAGAGCUUAGUCAAUAUCAUGGAAGACCCACAAUUGGAAGAAGAAUUAGAAUUGCAUCUAGUGGCCUGUCGAUGUUUGUACAACUUCUUGGAAGUUAACCAAGAUUUCAUCCAUGAUGCCCUCAAUAACAACGCCAUCCGGGCAUUAUGUCAUAAGCUCGUAGAGAUAAAAUACAUUGACUUGACAGAGCAAGUUUUACAGACACUCGAAAUGAUUUCUCGUGAUCCGAUAUCUCAUAACAGUAUUAUUUCAAACAAUGGAUUAACAUGUUUACAAUAUUUGGAUUUCUUGACCAUACAUGCCCAGCGCAAGUGUUUGACCAUCAUAUCCAACUGUUGCACUAAUAUUUCCAUUGCCAAUUUCCCCAUGGUUAAAGAGGCAUUUACAGGAAUUUCCGACGUUGUUCGAACUCAUGAAGAUCAAGUUGUGGUUGAGAAUGCAUGGUUGACUAUUUCGAGGAUUAUCAUUUGUUUUAGGAAUAAACCCGACUUUUUGAAUGAGUUGUUUUCCGAUAAGGGCCCAUUAUUGCUUGAGCUUACACAAGUGAUUAGCGUAAGUUGCAACAAGGGAUCUAACGAUAAUAAAGGGAAAAAGUUGAAUUAUGCAUCCUGUCUUAGUUUAAUCAAAUCGUUGAUUAUCCUUACCAGUGUAAGUGUGGAGGUUUCAAAGAUAUUGAUUUGUGAUUGUGAAAUCGGAAAAGUCAUCACAAAAUCAUUGAACAAGUACGGAAGAAAAGAAACUGACAAUGAAGAAUCAGAGAAAUUGACGAUUGAAUCGAUUAUGGCUGCUCCUAAAGAUUUAAUCUCACAGUUUCUCAGCUUGAUUGGAUACCUCCUCCCCAUAACAUAUGCCCCGGAAAAUGCAUUAUUCUUGAGAGAUAAUUUCCAGGACUAUGAAGAAAGACAAGAGAUCAAUAAAUCAAGACAGGAAUUGUGUCUUGAGAUUAUCCCCCAUGAUUACUGGCAGUUUGUUAAUGACGUGUGGUCAUUUCUUAUAAUCAGUUUUGAAGCAACUAUGGAUUAUGAUAUUAGAAGAAAGGGGUUUAUCAACAUGUAUAGAAUGAUUUACCCAGCAGAAGAGUUUGCUGUCAUCCACGAUGUUGCUACGAUAUCAGGCUUGUUGUCGUCAGUGGUUAAUCAAUGUCAAUUAACUAUUCAUACUGAUUUCGCAGGUCACAGUCAAUGGGAGGAUAUAGAUAUGGAAGGAAGUGAUGAAGAAGAAUCAGCCCACCCAGUAAGGAGCGAACCAGAAGACAUCAACAAGAUCAAUGCAAACGCACUUCUACUUGCAUCAUUCAAGAUUAUUCGCACCAUAUUUGAAAAAUCGCAUGGAACAGCAUUCAUUUCCAAUUUUGAACGAGAGGGUUUGAUCAAGGAUAUCAUUCUGAUUUUGAGUGAUUUGAAGGGUAAUGUUGAUGAUGACUUUUACGAAACUGGGCCACCUGUCCAUUCAAUAUCUGCAUCCUAUAGCAACAAGUACAUCGACACCGAAGUUACUAAGGAGUAUGAAUCCAGAUUGACCCUUGCUAGGUUAUAUGCUCGGAUUUACUCCGUUGGAAAUGAGAUUGAACAAUUGUAUCUCGCUAUGAAGAGCGGUGAUGCGGUCAUUCCCGAACAUAUGAAGGUAUUGAUUGAGAUUCAAGAAUUGCUUCAAGAUCAGAAAUUGAUUAAGUCAUUCACAUUCGAACAAUGGGUUGACUUAUGGAAUAAAUUAAAGUUUGCCCUCAUUGACAAUGUCCAAAUCUCAAGCUUUGAAUUGAUUUCUUCGGGAUUGAUAGAAGCAUUAACAACCACGUUCAAGUCAGAAGAAGGAUCUGAAUCAUCUUGCAAUCGUGCAUUCACUGCUGUAUUUUUUGAAUCGGACACAGUUCCCGCCAAGGCAUUUGUGCAAAAGCUUCAAGAGGCAUUGACUCGUUCAGAAUCAUUUGAUGUUGUUUCUGCCGGAACUAAUACUAAUCAACAUAACCACGCCUUAGCUAAUCAAAUCAGAUUGAAGUUGACGUGCGAGGGUGAGGAUAAGAUACCUACCCAUUUGAAAACAAUGAUUUUAUCGGUACAUGCCAUUGCUACUUUCAAGUCUGUGUUUGCAUUUUUGAAACAGAGGUUUAGAUUCAUGGAAGAAUUUUCUGAUGAUGAAGAGAAGAAGUCGGAUAUCAAUAUUGAAUUUUUGAUUAAUGGUGAGGUGAUUCCUAAUGAAACUACUAUUUAUGGUGCCAUUUAUAGAUCAUUGCAGAAUAAACCUGAUCAAAUAAUCGAACCAAGCAGAAUAUGGACCACUGUUCAUAACAUAACUUAUAGGAAGGUUAGUUCUGAAGUCAAGGAUAGUCCCGUGGUGAUCUCGUACGAUCAAGAUUGGGUAUAUGAUCAGACCACAAUGAGUAUUUUGAAAUUGCUCAAGGUUAUGUUUUACAUGAAUGAAGCUAAUGGAUCGAUACCCGACAAGGAGUUCACAAACUGGAAAUUGACGGUCAAGUUGAAUCGACAAUUGGAGGAGCCAUUGGUGGUAGCUAGUGGGACCUUGCCCGGUUGGAGCAUUCAUGUUACUAAACAAUUCCCCUUUAUAUUCCCAUUGGAGACGAGAAUAUUUUUUUUGCAGUCAACUUCAUUUGGGUACUCUCGCUUGAUUCACCAAUGGCAGGUUAGAACGAAUCAAGGAAACGAAGAGCAAACCCAAGGCCAACAGCACCACCAGUUAGGCAGACCAACGAGACAUAAAGUGAGAAUCGCCCGUCAAAUGAUGUUGCAGAGCGCCGUCAAGGUGCUUGGAUUAUACGGAUCCACGCCAGGCAUUUUAGAGAUUGAGUAUUUUGAUGAAGUUGGGUCAGGAUUGGGACCUACUCUCGAGUUCUACUCUACGGUCUCGAAAGAGUUUGGCAAGCGCAAGUUGAAGAUGUGGCGCGAUCAUGGUGAUCCUAGUGAUAGCGAGGGUUAUGUUGACAAUAAGUAUGGGUUGUUUCCUGUUCCUAUGGAUAAGCUGGGCAUUGCCAGUGAGAACGGCAAGAAAAUGGUGUACUUCUUUUCGAUCUUGGGUAAGUUUAUCGCUAGGGCGUUGUUGGAUUCACGUAUUAUUGAUUUUAACUUCAAUCCUGUGUUUUUGAAGUUGGUGCAAUUGUUGAACCUGUUGGGUAAUGCGCAAAAGUUGAACGCCAAGUCCAUCAAGAAGUUCACUACCAUGGCCAAUUUACGUAUUGUCGAUCCAGCAUUGGCUGAUUCUGUGGAGCAUUUAGUCAAGUACAUUAAACAAUUCUCUGACGUUAAGCCGGAACAUCGUGAUGGUAUUACUGUUGAUGGAUGUACUAUUAAAGACUUGUCUAUAUAUUUUGAAUUGCCCGGUAAUCCCGAGUACGAACUUAUUCCAAACGGUGGUGAAACCCAAGUAACUGCCGACAAUCUUGAACUUUACGUGAGCAAAAUCCUUGAAGCUACGUUGUACACGGGAAUAAUUCACCAGAUCAAAGCAUUCAUGGAGGGGUUUUCCAAGGUGUUCCCCAUCAACUCGUUGGUCAUUUUCUCGCCUCAAGAAUUAGUUGAGCUUUUUGGUAACGCUGAAGAAGAUUGGUCGUUUGAUGCAUUAACUUCUUCGAUCAAUGCUAAUCAUGGAUACUCGAAAGAAUCACAAUCCAUCAAGUCCUUGACUAAUAUCCUUGUGAACUUCAACCACGAUGAACAAAGAGCAUUCCUCCAAUUCUUAACCGGGGCACCGAAAUUACCGAUUGGUGGAUUCAAAGCAUUAAGACCUCCAUUAACUGUGGUAAGGAAGCAUGCCGAGGAUGAUUUGAAGGAUGAUGACUAUUUACCUAGUGUAAUGACCUGUGCUAAUUAUUUGAAGUUGCCCAAUUAUUCCAGCGAAGAUGUUAUGCGAGAGAAGUUAUUACAGGCCAUUAGGGAAGGAGCUGGUGCGUUUUUGUUGUCGUGAAUGUGUACUUAUAUAUUCUAUUACAUAUAACAACUCUACUUAACUUAAUCUGAUCGUAUUGUAUGUAUGGGAUCAGGUUAGUGUGUUGUGGUCCUGCAUAUACCAAAUCGAUCCAUAUGGGUGUAACUUUUCAGUGCGGAUUUCAAGUGUAGUCGAGGGACCCACCUAGUUAGCUCCCGCAAGCAAUACAUACAAUGUCAGUUAAAUUAAAUCAAUUGGUUGACUCAUUAGUCAAAACCUCGCCACCAGGUGAAUUGCCUCAAAUCAACAACAGUCUUUCUGCUUUGACUCAUGAAAGUAUUGACCAAGCUCUUGAGAAGUACAUUAAUGAAAACAGCAGUGUGUUUUCGGGAUAUAUUGCCAGUCAAUAUAAUAAAGACGCCAAUUCUUCGAAAUAUAUUGAUUAUGUCUCCAAGAAGAUGUUUAACAUUGACACCAAAAGCUUUAAGGCUAUUGAUAUAGAGCUGUACACUGCACACGCCGACUAUCCUUCAUAUUUUGAUGAAUUGGUCAAAAAAUUGGAAACAUAUGGGGAGGAUCACUACCCUCAGUUUGCGUUCACGGUUAUCCCUGGUGAUGUUGUCCGUGUCAUUAUCAUUGGACGCAGAUUGAAUCCUGAUAAUUUCUACACCGGUCAAUGGAAGAGUGAGUACGCCAUUCAAAAUGGACAAAUCUCAGGAACGGUCAAUUUAGAUAUACAUUACUAUGAAGAUGGGAAUGUCAGAUUGAAGUUGGAUGAAAAGUUGGACGGUGAAUCAGUCGGUGGUAGUGCCAGCGAUAUUGUCAAUUUCAUUAGUAAUUCCGAAACUAAAGUCACCUUGAAGAUCAUUGACCAAUUCAACGACCUUAACCAACAACAAUUCAAGAACUUGAGAAGAUUAUUGCCCAUCACUCGAUCCAAGAUCAACUGGGGGAAUGCCAUUGGUAACUAUAGAUUGGGUUCUGAUGUAGUUAACAAGAAGUAGUAGUAGUAGUUAGUAUAUUUUUGCCUAUCUAAAUUUAUAUAACAUCCAGAUUAUAAAGAAUACAAGCAAGAUCAUCCCCACGAUUCUCGUCAAGCUUGCGUUUCUAUUCAUGACAGUACGUAAUUCUCCACUAGUUCGUUUAACCAGAACCAUUAACAGACUGAAGUUGUCACUUAAUGAGUCCAAGAUUGAGUUUUCUUGCUGUAUGGAGCCAUGGAUGUCGUUAUUUACUGUGGUUCUAAAUUGAUGGAGGGUGUGUGCUAGCUGAUCAAAUCUUUGAUUGUUUUGGUCUUCUCGUGUUGAGUAUAAUGAAUCCGACAUUAUAUAUAUAUGACUAUAUUAGUUAUUAGUUGUGUAGUUGAGUAUUAAUUUACGUAUGAGUGCACGAUCGAACCGUUGGCAUUUGUUUGUUUCGCAC